AUGAACAAAGAGUCAGCUAGUAAAAUUAUCACCAUAAACCUAGACUUGCACAAUCAGGAUGAUGAGGAGGAAAAACCUUUAGAACAUGAUAAAACUAAAAGUAGCUUGAGGGAAAGGAGGUCCACUAGGCUUUGGGCUGAGGAAAGAAAAGAGGAAAACAUAAAAGUUGAUAACACAACCAAUGUUAAAAUUCAGGAUGAAAUUUAUGAUCUGGAGAAGGAUGAUAAUUUUGUGGACAAUCUUGAGGAUGAGGAUUUCCAAGAGGAGAAGGAUGACACUGAAGAGGAUUUCAAAGAGGAAAUGGAAGAAGAUGAAGAAUGGGAUGAGAUUAGCAAGAUUGAGGAGGACUCGGAUACGUCGGAACAAAGCCUUGAGGUCCCCAAUUUAUCAGAUGUGGUUAUGAAGAAUGUUGUUUUGGGCACGACUUCUAGUGAGGGGAGGAUUAAAAAGAACAAGAAUAAGCUAACGAAGCAGGGUCAUAUGGAGCAAGCUACGGGUGAUGAAGAGGAGCAAAUAGAUACAUGGAAAUAUAAUCUCAGAAGACUCUAG
Messenger RNA from Cryptomeria japonica (Japanese cedar), 549 nucleotides. RefSeq lists its product as uncharacterized. The transcript is spliced from 2 exons. The coding region runs from base 1 to 549 and encodes 182 amino acids. The record is from RefSeq and is a predicted model, not a curated record. Lineage: Eukaryota; Viridiplantae; Streptophyta; Pinopsida; Cupressales; Cupressaceae.